AUGUCUGGAUACAGCAGAGACGAGUUAAAUCGUAUGUACUGCGAUUCAAGUGUUAGUGCUGAAGAAUACAAUGCCUACAAGAGACGCCUAGAAGAGUCUGAACGUCUUCAAGAGACAAAUGAUUACACUGGCGAUUGCACAAGAAAGCUUGACCGUGAUCAUGAAGAAGAAUUCAGAAAACCAAGCAAAAAUGAUGACUGCCGAAUUGGGUGA
This is a messenger RNA of Trichomonas vaginalis G3, 213 nucleotides long. RefSeq lists its product as uncharacterized. The transcript has a single exon. The record is from RefSeq and is a predicted model, not a curated record. Lineage: Eukaryota; Parabasalia; Trichomonadida; Trichomonadidae. The coding region runs from base 1 to 213 and encodes 70 amino acids.